UUGGCUGUAAAGUUUUGUGUUUUGUUUUUGUUUUGUUCAUAAAAUUUAUUUGAAGCAUCAGCAUCAACAGUUAUUUUAACGAUCUUUGUGGUUUUCUGUCUUCAUUUAUUUUGUAAAUAUGGAAAAAUACAUGAUUGUAGAGUUUGAAGACGGUAGUGUCGGUACCGUCUUAGAAGAAUGGUUAACCCCUGAUAAAAAUGAAGUUUAUUGGCCGCCAUACGAAGAGAAAUUCUCAUUUCACCGCGCACUAAGCAGGAAAGAAGCGGUAAAUCUCAGCACGUGGUCACUGUUUCCAGUAAAAAGAUGCCUAUAUAAAACAGAUAACCUUCAAAAAGCUCUUCAAAAAGAGUCCCUAGCAGAAGAAUAUUCAAAUUUAGAAUCUGCUGCAGAGGAAGAGAUUAAACGUUCUCGCAAAAGAUUUCGCCCAGUUCGUUUUUGCGACACUGAUGAGGAUGAGGAAGAGCUGGCUCGUCCUUUAAAACGGUCUGUGGAGAAAGACAUACGUCCCCGCAAAAGACUACUUACCCCCGCUCGUCUGUAUGAUAGUGAAGAUGAACUCGAUGUGCCCUCGCCCUCGAUGAAAAUAAAUUUUGAGGAAUUAAUUAACAAUAGACAAGAAAAUUUUGAAUCAACAAGCAACAUCCUUGAUACUGUUCGGAGCACAAGAUACGAUGUUGGACAAGAAAAUAUUGAAUCAACAAGUAACAUCCUUGAUACUGUUCGGACCACAAGAUAUGAUGUUGGACAACAAAAUAUUGAAUUAUCAACCAGCAACAUUCCUGAUAGUAUUCAAAACUUAAGACAUGAUAUUGCUGCUUUGAUGACUAUUUCAAUUAAAAUUAGAGAGCAAAACAGCCAGAUUCUUGGAAUUUUAAGAGAAAAAAAUGUUCAACAUCAAAUUCCGGAGAGUUUCAGCAACAAAUUGCCAGCUAAAACCAUAGAAGAAUUUAUGUCGCUGGAAGAAGACAUUGCAGAUAGUAAUAAAGCAAACUUAUUGGUUGCUUACCUGUCUUCAUUGGGUGGAGAAGGCAUUGUUACCAAAACAAACAAAAUACUAAAAGCAUUAUUAACUGAUGAUCUGGCAACACACUACAAUUUUAAAGGAAGGAAUAAGUUUGCCUUUGGUGAUUUAAAACUGAAAGGCAUAAUUGUCCAAAUAGUUAAAUCCAAAAUUAUUAAUGCCACCACAGUGGAAAUCGAACUGGCCAUAAAAAACUGGCUCAAACAUGCUCCACAACGGACCAGACUUCAGUUAAAGAAGGUUUGAAAUAUGGUAGCAUAGUGUAUAUACUUAAUGAUAGUAUAGUGUAAGUUUUGAAAUUAAUUAUUGUUUAUACU
This is a messenger RNA of Diabrotica virgifera virgifera (western corn rootworm), 1338 nucleotides long. RefSeq lists its product as uncharacterized. The record is from RefSeq and is a predicted model, not a curated record. Lineage: Eukaryota; Metazoa; Arthropoda; Insecta; Coleoptera; Chrysomelidae. The transcript has 8 exons. Bases 119 to 1267 code for a protein of 382 amino acids.